AUGUUUAUAUUCGAAAGCGCGCAACACUACUUUAACUUCUUCCGGAACUUUAAUGGGUGCUACACAGAUAACAAGCUGCUGAAAUAUUUUUUUAAAAAAAGUUACAACAGUUGGUUUAAUGACCCGAGUCAGUACAACUACUACUUUAUUUCGUACUAUGCAGUGGCAAUUUCAUUCUCCGUUAUGAUGAGGAAUUUGUUAUUCAACCCGGACGUUCAUUUUAGGAGACAGGACAAGAGAAGAAACAUCGUUGAUCGGACCCAGCACCAUGCGUAUUCAGUCCCCUACUACAAUCACUGGUUAAGAAAUUUUAGCCAAUCGUUUAAGUGCUCCCUGAUAGACAACGAACCGGAUUACCAGGAUGAGGACCCUUUGAAUAUUCGUCCUAAGCGGGUUCAAUUUUACGGAAGGUUCCCAUUCUUCUUUGAGGUCCCAAAGUAUGGCGUCGAUGACCCCUAUUACGAAAAGAACUCGCAUAAGUACAUGCAGAAGUACUACGAGAGCAUUGGGUAUGUGAAGCCGAGCGAGCCGCAGGAGGGUUAA
Plasmodium cynomolgi strain B is the source of this 543-nucleotide messenger RNA. RefSeq lists its product as hypothetical. The transcript has a single exon. The coding region runs from base 1 to 543 and encodes 180 amino acids. Lineage: Eukaryota; Apicomplexa; Aconoidasida; Haemosporida; Plasmodiidae. The record is from RefSeq and is a predicted model, not a curated record.